Lodderomyces margitis is the source of this 1161-nucleotide messenger RNA. RefSeq names its product Uba4p (gene UBA4). Bases 1 to 1161 code for a protein of 386 amino acids. The record is from RefSeq and is a predicted model, not a curated record. Lineage: Eukaryota; Fungi; Ascomycota; Pichiomycetes; Serinales; Debaryomycetaceae. Gene Ontology annotation, biological process: protein urmylation; tRNA wobble position uridine thiolation. Gene Ontology annotation, molecular function: nucleotidyltransferase activity; URM1 activating enzyme activity; thiosulfate-cyanide sulfurtransferase activity. Gene Ontology annotation, cellular component: cytoplasm. The transcript has 2 exons.
AUGACAUCCAAUGUUGAAGAUGAACUACGCCGCAGAAUUCGAGUUUUAGAACUUGAGAAUGAAAGACUAAGGAGUCUGCAGUCUUCUGAAGAACUGCACCCCAAUAUAGAUGAUAAUUUCAGUCUCGAUGAGUAUAAAAGAUACGGCAGGCAGAUGAUUGUUCCCCAAUUUGGUUCCUUGGAAUCCCAAAAAAGAUUAAAGAGGGCCAAGAUCCUAGUUGUUGGUGCCGGAGGGUUGGGAUCUCCUGCAUUGGAGUACCUAUCUGCAGCCGGUGUUGGCACAAUAGGAAUAGUCGACGAUGACGUUGUGGAUACUAGCAAUUUACACCGCCAAGUAAUACAUCAAACUAACACUGUUGGAACGUAUAAAUGUGAAUCAGCCAAAUUGUUCAUCACAAACAUCAACCCUCAUGUAACCGUCAUUACUCAUCCCAUAAGAUUAAGCAACGACAACGUCUUUGAUGUAAUCAGUCAGUAUGAGUUGGUGCUAGAUUGCACAGAUCACCCCGCUGUGAGGUACCUCAUCAAUGAUGUCUGCGUACUCUUGGGAAAGACUAUUGUGAGCGGUUCUGGAUUGAAAGCAGAUGGGCAAUUUACAAUAUUGAAUUUUAAAAAUAUUGGUCCGUGUUAUAGAUGUUUCCACCCUCAGCCGCCUAGUCCAAACACGGUGACUUCGUGUGCUGAUGGUGGGGUUAUAGGUCCAGCAAUUGGAAUGGUGGGAAUAGCCAUGGCAAUGGAGACAAUAAAAUAUUUAACUGGAUACUACACUGAAGAGAAUUUCUCCCCUUUUCUCUCAUCAUAUUCAGCGUACCCACAGCAGCAAAUUAGAAACUUUAAGAUGAGACCUAAACAAGCCAGUUGUAUUGCCUGUGGAUCAAAGAGACAAAUAACCAAAGAAAAGAUUGAAAGUGGAGAGAUUGAUUAUGCUGCCUUCUGCGGGAAGGUUAGUUAUGAGCAGUUGGAACAAAGUAGUAGAUUAUCAGUUGCUGAUUACAACAAUGUAUUACAUAAUGGUCGUGAUCACGUUUUGAUUGACGUCAGACCCAAAGAGCAAUACCAAAUCACCAAGCUUCGCAAUUCAACCAACAUUGAGUGGGAUCCUACCUUCAGAAAGCUUGAAUUCAGCAAGAAAACUACACAGUCUAGGUUUCAAAAAUGCUAA